This is a messenger RNA of Hippocampus comes (tiger tail seahorse), 3056 nucleotides long. Its product is annotated as solute carrier family 22 member 7-like. Gene Ontology annotation, biological process: transmembrane transport. Lineage: Eukaryota; Metazoa; Chordata; Actinopteri; Syngnathiformes; Syngnathidae. The transcript has 8 exons. The record is from RefSeq and is a predicted model, not a curated record. The coding region runs from base 266 to 1963 and encodes 565 amino acids. Gene Ontology annotation, molecular function: transmembrane transporter activity. Gene Ontology annotation, cellular component: membrane.
ACUUGUCGGUGCGUAGUACAACCAUCGGACCGCACGUGGGAAACCGCAGGGGUUCCGCGCGAUCCUCGUGCAAAGGCUGGAAGACGACGUUAUGUCACAUGGACCAACGCCCACAGUUGCGAACGCGUGGAACAUAUUAAAUAACCCAUUGUGAAAGCCCUGCCGAACUGGAUCGGAGGCUCAGGUUCAGUCCCUCUCGGGGUCUCAAUUACAUUUUCUUCUGUGGGAACGCUGUGGAGGUGUUGUCUCUGUAUACCCGCUCAUCAUGAAGUUCGAGGACAUCAUCUCUGACAUCGGAGGAUUCGGGAGGUUCCAGAAGAUGAUCGUGAUCAUCAGCUUCAUUAGCCGCUUCACGCUGCCCUGCCACUUCUUGCUCAACAGCUUCAUCGCAGCCGUUCCUGCGCACCGCUGCCACGUCGCCGCCCGAGACGACGGGGGGAUCUUUGGCAAUUUAUCCCUGGCAGACCAGCUCACCGUCAGCAUCCCGCUGGAGGAGGCCGGCACCCACAGCUCGUGUCGGAUGUAUGCCGAGCCUCAAUAUCAUCUGCUGCUCAACGCGUCCGAAGAGAUCCAGGUGCCCACCUUGCACUGUCAGGAUGGAUGGGUGUAUGAUAAUACCACCUUCAAGUCCACUCUGGCCACCGAGUGGGACCUGGUGUGUGAUCAAAGAAGCCGAAGCCAAGCCACUGCCACCAUCUUCUUUGUUGGGGUGAUGUUUGGAGCCGUGACCUUUGGAAGUCUGAGCGACAGGUUUGGUCGGAGGAUCAUGCUGCUGACAUCCUAUCUCUCCGGAAUGCUGUUUGCUCUCACCAGUGCUUUCGCCACGUCCUUCCUGAUGUUCGCAGUGCUGAGAUUCCUUACCGGCUUUUGCAUGACUGGCAUAGCCAUCGUCUCUGUGGUUCUCUGUACAGUAAUUCUAGAUACUCUAAUGGCAUUUUGUGUUCACCUCAACCUCUAUUUGAAGUGUUGUUUCAUUCAUUCAUCCCGCAUCUGUGUGUCUGUGGGCCCUUGUAACCUUCAUCCAGGUGUGGAGUGGGUGGACGUACAGCACAGAAAGAUGGUUGGAAUCAUUGAAAGCUUUUCCUGGACAUUUGGGAGCAUUUUCUUCGUACCCAUUGCUUACCUUGUGACAGACUGGAGGUGGCUGAUUGUUAGCGUUACCUUGCCCGUCCUCUUGGGCAUCUUUACAUGGAGGUGGAUGCCAGAGUCAGCUCGAUGGCUCAUUGCCAACGGAAAGAUGGAGGAAGCUCACUUGUGUCUCGUCAAAUGUGCCAAAAUGAACGGAACCGAGGCCUUCUGUCAAAGACUUCAACCCGAGACUCUGUCCUCCAUUGUGGUGUCAGAGAAGAAAGGGCGAGUGUAUUCCUACUUGGACCUGAUGAGAACACCUAAAAUGAGAAGACUGUGCUUAUGCACCGGUUCGCUUUGGCUCAGCGUGGCAAUCGCAUUCUACGGCAUCACCUUCAACAUCAGCGGCUUUGGCCUCAACAUCUACCUCACUCAAUUGCUCUACUCUUCAGCUGAAGUGCCGGGCAAAUUGUCCAUUUUCUUCUUACUGGACAGGAUUGGCAGGAAGCCCACGCAGGUGGGAAUGCUGAUGAUGCUCGCAGUCUUUCUGGGAAUCAACGUGGUGGUGCCAAAAGAUAUGUCUACCUUGAGAACAGUGGUUGCAAUCGUAGGAAAAGGCUUUGCUGCAGCAUCGUUUGGAACCACUGUGCUCUACUCGUCUGAGCUGUUUCCCACUGUUAUCAGACAAAACGGGAUGGGCUACAACUCCUUCAUGGCCCGAAUCGGUGUGGCCCUCGCUCCUCUGAUCCUUUUACUGGAUGGUGUGUGGAAGACGCUCCCCCAGCUCGUCUUGUUCUCCUCGGCUGUUGUGGCCGCAAGUGUGGCAACGCAGCUGUCAGAAACACGCGACCGUUGCCUGCCGGAGACCAUUGAGGAUGUCGAGGGGAGGCAAUAGGCUCCAAGAUCAUUACUGCUGGGAGUUUUAUCUGUUACGUUACCUCUGAUUAGAAUUUCAUCAAAGCUGUGAAGCUGGACCAACAGGACUGAGUACAGUACCGCUCGUUUUACUUUCAGGGAUAAAUAUGUGUGCAACGGCAAGUAACGGGGAACAAAUGUGAGAUUUUUUUGUCGUUUUGUUUUUCUACUGCAGGCGGCUAUUUUCAGACCAAUAUUCUUACCUGUGUCUUUGGUAGUUACUAGAGCAGCGGUCACCAACCUUCUUGCAACUGAGAGUUACUUCUUGGGUAAUGAUUAAUGGGAAGGGCUACCGGUUUGACACUGUUUUUAAGUAGCAAAUUUUAUCCAUUUAUUUGGGGGUAAAUCAUCCCCUCGUCGUUUUUUUUCUUCUGUUAGCUUUUCUCCACAUGCUUUGCUUUGAAUUUGGUCAUUCAUUUUGCUGAUCAUUAACCCAUCCUAUCCCCACCCCCUCAAAUAUUCUCUCCAAAUUUACAUCAGUGCAAGUGUGAUUUAAAUUGAAAGCUAAGAUACAUUUUACGAGCAAGAGGAGCACCUCCAGAUAAUUGACAUGUCAUGACAAACGCGCGGUGCAAAUCUUCGAAGCUUGUGACGUUAGACCUCUCUGGCGCAUGCAUGUUUAUUAGCACCCUCUACUGGUAAAAAGGUCAUACAACAGCUUAUAGAAAUUUACUUUCACAGCCUGUCAACUAGCUGAAAAAAAUAAUCAACUUAGAGGGACGCUUUAUAUUUGUACGCCAUUUGCAGCAGAAAAAAAAUUCGAUUUUUUUUCUAUCAUUAAUUUGAUAACCUCAUUAUUUUUUUCCUGUACAUUUAAUAUGGUUUAAAAUGGUUGGGUGGGCUGUGUGGACAAGAUGAGUGAUUUCUUGAUAAACACUCAAUUAGAGGUUCAUAUAUUUUACUCCUUUACAUCACAGCAUUCAAAACCUCUUUGAAACUGUAAACUGUUUUUGCUGUAUUUUUGUAACUGGUGUUGCCAAUGUUUUAGAUGAACAUUCAGGUUUCUUGGGAUGUAAAUGGACUAUUUAAUUUACAAAUUAAUCAUCGAAAGUAAAGCUAAAUACAUUUAAGAC